CUCCUCCCCUCCCGUCCUCCUCCCCUCCCGUCACUCACGGCUCGUCUUCGAGGACGCACGGAAGGCACAGCGCGCGCCUUAUCAGUCUGCCCUCCCUCCCGUCUCUCCGCCAUUAUUCAUUAUUACCCCCUUGUUUUUCUCCUGCUAGCCCCACAGGUCGCCACGGCGCUGGAGACUUCAACCCGUUUUCCUCCGUUUGGUUUACAGAGGAGAGGCAGCCCCCCUCCCUCCCUUUCCUCCUCUCCUCUCCUCGUUGCUGCUCCCUGCCAGACAGACAUGCUGCUCCACGGUGGGUGCUCGCGCUUCCCGCCUCCUCUCCCCUCCGGGACCCGGUGAGUAGCGAGGUCUGCUGAGACCAUAAAGGGUUAACUCUCCUCCAGCGAGGUCUGCUGAGACCAUAAAGGGUUAACUCUCCUCCAGCGAGGUCUGCUGAGACCAUAAAGGGUUAACUCUCCUCCAGCGAGGUCUGCUGAGACCAUAAAGGGUUAACUCUCCUCCAGCGAGGUCUGCUGAGACCAUAAAGGGUUAACUCUCCUCCAGGCUAACCAACGUGACCAGAGUGACGGGACCAGAGACUGACCACAACGUGACCAGAGUGACGGGACCAGAGACUGACCACAACGUGACCAGAGUGACGGGACCAGAGACUGACCACAACGUGACCAGAGUGACGGGACCAGAGACUGACCACAACGUGACCAGAGUGACGGGACCAGAGACUGACCACAACGGCACUUUCUCCAAUCGUGUUCCCUGUUGUCAUGUUUGAUCUCACCAGGUCCAUCUGUGUAGAGAACAGUCUAACCAGGUCCAUCUGUGUAGAGAACAGUCUAACCAGGUCCAUCUGUGUAGAGAACAGUCUAACCAGGUCUAGUGGUGUAGAGAACGGUCUAACCAGGUCUAGUGGUGUAGAGAACAGUCUAACCAGGUCUAGUGGUGUAGAGAACGGUCUAACCAGGUAUAGUGGUGUAGAGAACAGUCUAACCAGGUCUAGUGGUGUAGAGAACGGUCUAACCAGGUCUAGUGGUGUAGAGAACGGUCUAACCAGGUCCAUCUGUGUAGAGAACGGUCUAACCAGGUCUAGUGGUGUAGAGAACAGUCUAACCAGGUCUAGUGGUGUAGAGAACAGUCUAACCAGGUCUAGUGGUGUAGAGAACAGUCUAACCAGGUCCAUCUGUGUAGAGAACAGUCUAACCAGGUCUAGUGGUGUAGAGAACGGUCUAACCAGGUCCAUCUGUGUAGAGAACAGUCUAACCAGGUCUAGUGGUGUAGAAAACAGUCUAACCAGGUCCAUCUGUGUAGAGAACAGUCUAACCAGGUCUAAUGGUGUAGAGAACGGUCUAACCAGGUCUAGUGGUGUAGAGAACAGUCUAACCAGGUCCAUCUGUGUAGAGAACAGUCUAACCAGGUCUAGUGGUGUAGAGAACAGUCUAACCAGGUCCAUCUGUGUAGAGAACAGUCUAACCAGGUCUAGUGGUGUAGAGAACGGUCUAACCAGGUCUAGUGGUGUAGAGAACGGUCUAACCAGGUCUAGUGGUGUAGAGAACAGUCUAACCAGGUCUAGUGGUGUAGAGAACAGUCUAACCAGGUCUAGUGGUGUAGAGAACGGUCUAACCAGGUCCAUCUGUGUAGAGAACAGUCUAACCAGGUCUAGUGGUGUAGAGAACGGUCUAACCAGGUCUAGUGGUGUAGAGAACAGUCUAACCAGGUCUAGUGGUGUAGAGAACGGUCUAACCAGGUCCAUCUGUGUAGAGAACGGUCUAACCAGGUCUAGUGGUGUAGAGAACGGUCUAACCAGGUCUAGUGGUGUAGAGAACGGUCUAACCAGGUCCAUCUGUGUAGAGAACGGUCUAACCAGGUCCAUCUGUGUAGAGAACAGUCUAACCAGGUCUAGUGGUGUAGAGAACGGUCUAACCAGGUCUAGUGGUGUAGAGAACGGUCUAACCAGGUCUAGUGGUGUAGAGAACAGUCUAACCAGGUCCAUCUGUGUAGAGAACGGUCUAACCAGGUCUAGUGGUGUAGAGAACGGUCUAACCAGGUCUAGUGGUGUAGAGAACGGUCUAACCAGGUCUAGUGGUGUAGAGAACAGUCUAACCAGGUCUAGUGGUGUAGAGAACGGUCUAACCAGGUCCAUCUGUGUAGAGAACGGUCUAACCAGGUCUAGUGGUGUAGAGAACAGUCUAACCAGGUCCAUCUGUGUAGAGAACGGUCUAACCAGGUCUAGUGGUGUAGAGAACGGUCUAACCAGGUAUAGUGGUGUAGAGAACGGUCUAACCAGGUCUAGUGGUGUAGAGAACAGUCUAACCAGGUCUAGUGGUGUAGAGAACGGUCUAACUAGGUCCAUCUGUGUAGAGAACAGUCUAACCAGGUCUAGUGGUGUAGAGAACGGUCUAACCAGGUCUAGUGGUGUAGAGAACGGUCUAACCAGGUCCAUCUGUGUAGAGAACAGUCUAACCAGGUCCAUCUGUGUAGAGAACAGUCUAACCAGGUCUAGUGGUGUAGAGAACGGUCUAACCAGGUAUAGUGGUGUAGAGAACGGUCUAACCAGGUCCAUCUGUGUAGAGAACAGUCUAACCAGGUCCAUCUGUGUAGAGAACAGUCUAACCAGGUCUAGUGGUGUAGAGAACGGUCUAACCAGGUCUAGUGGUGUAGAGAACAGUCUAACCAGGUCACAACCACCACGGUCAGUGCUGUGCGGUCACCAUGGACGGUUGUGGUCUAACCCCGGUCUUGGACUAUACGGCUGAGAUGGAGCGAUACCGAUCUUUCGCUAACUUCUACGCUAAAACUAACGUGAACAUGAACGCAGUUAACAGCAUGAACUUCCCUCAGUCGGCCAAGCUCGCCCGGAUCACUCCUCCCAUGUUCCCUGGCGGCAGGCUUGGCGUAGCGGGAGU
This is a messenger RNA of Oncorhynchus gorbuscha (pink salmon), 2897 nucleotides long. RefSeq names its product mucin-19-like. NCBI's taxonomy places the organism in Eukaryota, Metazoa, Chordata, Actinopteri, Salmoniformes, Salmonidae. Gene Ontology annotation, molecular function: methyl-CpG binding; zinc ion binding. The transcript is spliced from 2 exons. Bases 762 to 2747 code for a protein of 661 amino acids. The record is from RefSeq and is a predicted model, not a curated record. Gene Ontology annotation, cellular component: nucleus.